UGGGGAACCGUUGCCGCAUGGCCGAGCCCGUGGGCAUGAGCAAGAUGGGCAGCUACUGCUGCGUCUGCGCGGACGCUGGCGUGAGUCGCCCGCCAGCGCUCGAGGCCGCGCCGCCGACGCUCCUCCGCAUCCUCGACGCGUCGCUCCUCGGCGACGAGGCCUCGACCAUCCCGCGCGAGCUCGCCUUCUCGGGCGUCUUUCCCGUCGGGUUUCGCCCAGUGCACCUCUUCGCCGCCGUCUCAUCGCCCGUCGAGCAGGUCGUGCGCGACGGCUACAAUACGAGCGUGCUCUGCUACGGCCGCGCCGAGGCCAAGCGCGCGCUCACGCUCGGCGCCUGCGACAUUUCGCCCGAGGCCAUCCAAUCGGUCGAGACCGCGCUCGCCGCGUACGGCCAGAUCGGUGGCAUCCUCUUCCAGCUCUUUGCCGAGGUGGACGCUACCGUGUACCGUAUUGGCUUGAGCUGCUGGAGCAUCGCCGCCGAGUCGGUCGUCGACCAUUUGCAGGACCUCGUCGGCGCGGACGCGCCAUUAGACGGUCCGAUCCAGUUUACAACGAUGCAGGUGCGCAGUGUGGCGCAGGCCCUCGCGUUACUACGCAGCUCGUUUGGCCCGCACGCCAAGCAGAACCUCGAAGACGACACGCACGUCUUUAUUCGUCUCGCUGUCUACAACGAGGCCGGCCAAGAGCUUAGCCUCCUCCACUACGUCGACCUUGGGCGCCAGCUGGCGUCCAAGGAGCAGGCUGAGUUUCUCACUCUCUUUGACGACCUGGUGGACUUUGAGACCAGCGUCGACGCGCCACCGCAGCCGGUCCAGCCUCGGAGCUGCACGCUGACGCAGUUUGUGGCGCCGCUCUUGGCGGGCAACUCCAAGACGUUUCUCGUUGGCUUCAUCCCGCGGCACGGACUGCGCGAGAGCCUCGACUGGCUCUGGGUCAUGUCGGGCGUCCGCCUCAUCACGUCCGCCUGUGUCAAGCUCACCGAAAUUGGGCCCGAACUGGUCGAGUUCCAGCCAUUUGUCGCACCGCAUGCCGACCCAACACCACCGAAAGCGAGCUUGAACAAGCGGCUCUUUGGCGACCACAGCAGCGCUGACGGAACCAUGGACUGGCUCGACAAGUUUACGCUCCGGAAGAGCCAGAUCCUCGGGCAGCUCGAGUUAGAGCCGCGGACUGAGCCCGAGCGCAAGCCGUCUGCGAUUACACCGGUGGGCCUCGGUCGUUCAUCGGUGGCCGAGCCGCCGACCGUCAAAAGCCCGUUACGAGACCCGAUGGUGGUGACCCCGAUCCCCGUCACACCGCUCUCGCCCAUUCGAGAGGCGGCGCCAAGUCGGUUUGAGGAGCUGCUGCGCGAUGCGCACUUGCCGUCCGUCGCGCCGCCCGCACCGGAUGUCGAGGGACUCGAUGCGAAGAGCGCGCUGACCGUGCAGCGCACCGAGGCCCUCUUGCUCCGGUCCAACUACGACCAGCUACUCCGAUUCGUCAAGGACCAGUACCACCACAACGAGCAGCUCCAGCUCAACGUUGACGACGCGCAUUUUCAGCUCUCGGAAAUGCAAACCACCUUUGACGUCCAAACACAAGACCUCAAGCUUGCCAACGUCGAACUUCGGAGCAAAGUCCGCAUGCUCGAGCAGUCGUCGGGCUUGCAAUCGCUGUUUGACAAGUACGACGCCGAGAUGACGGCGCUGCUCAAAGAAGUCGAAGAGCUCCGCGCCCGCAACCUCGAGCUCGAGCUCAAGCUCGCGCACAACGCGAGCGUCGACUUGCGCAACCGGUACCGGGAAGUCGUCAAGGAGAACGUGGCGCUGCACGAAGAAGUGCUCAAUUUGCGCAAGAAGGAGCGGCAUUUUCUGUCGUCCAAACGCCUCAUUGACGACUCGUCCAAGAAGAUCGACAAGCUCUCCAAGUGCGAUAUUUCGAUUUCAAUAUUGUCAUCCUUCUGUAGACUGGUGCACACAAAGGAAGACAUGUUGCUCGAAGCUCGCUUGGGCGAAGCGCGCCUCAGCGCCCAAGUCGAUAAGCAGCAGCUCAAGAGCUCAGAACUCCAGCAGCAGCAGUCGAUGCUGCUCCAGGAGAACGAAAAGACUGCCGAGGAGCUCGUGGCGGUCAAAAUGUACCUUGCGAGCAUCAAAAAUGAGCAGCGCAAAGCCGACAUGCUCGACUCGUUUGUUCAGAAACACGGCGCCAGCCUCCUCUCGACCGAGUCGACCCGACACGUCUCGGACGGAAGCCCCAUCGUUCUCGACGAGACCUUGCGCAAGCUGCUGGCGACGAUCAAGCGCGCAUUGCCGCAGCUUGUCCCUUCGCUCAACAAACUCAUUCAGCGCCUCCAUGAACAAGAGGUGGCCCUCCUAGAAUACUCGAGCCGCGAGAUGGACUUGAUCAACCUGCUCGUGGAACUCGCGUCCGACCAGCAAGCGCCCACGUCACCAACCCCUCGGUCUUUGUCCAUCAAGAAGAAAAAAGCGCCUUCCUUUAUGUACAAGUAGUCUUCGUAGCCAGUGGUUUAAACACUGUUUCAAUAUCCAGUGGGUCCCUGUUUCAAUGUUUCAA
Messenger RNA from Saprolegnia diclina VS20, 2553 nucleotides. RefSeq lists its product as hypothetical. The record is from RefSeq and is a predicted model, not a curated record. Bases 18 to 2489 code for a protein of 823 amino acids. The transcript is spliced from 12 exons. Lineage: Eukaryota; Oomycota; Saprolegniomycetes; Saprolegniales; Saprolegniaceae.